AUGCGAGAAAAGCUCCAGUGUAGAGGUUCGGGGUUCGAGGUCCAACGGGAGCUCCGAAGCGGCAAGGUUGCCGUAAACGCAGCGGCAGCGUGGGUGUCGCCGUCGUCUCCGCUGUCCUCUGUUGUUGUGUACGCGUACCAGGAGCACGCUGGUCGUUGCAGGGCACUCCCAGAGCCACCAUGGAGAAAGCAUAGGCACCGGGCUCGGUCGCUGCUCGUUUCAAGCUGGUACAACGAUCACCCAGGAACGGGGCCGCGUGCAGUUCUCACGGGACGCCGGCGGAGCGCUUCGUCGCUGGAUGCGAGCCCCGUUCGACAGCAUGUGCUAUCUGGGGGUUCUCGUGGCAGUCUGCGUACCCUGAAGCGGGUCUCAGGUGCGAGGCGACGCAGAGACGAACGUUGUUGUCAUCAUGAGGCGACCAAGGAGACCGCAGAUCCCCUGGAACUUCCCCACGCCGGUGUUCAUAUGCCGAGCGUAGAUCGUGGAUUCUUCGAGGGCUGGUACGUCCGAAUCGUGCUGCCCACAGAGGCGACUUCGCUGGCGUUCAUGUACAGCUUGGAAGACGGUCGCAGGGGUCGAAUACAGGUUUUGAGCUCUGGAGUGCAGGACGAGCUGCUUGUUUCGCGAGAAAUGAUGGAUGGCUUUUUUCCGGCGCUGCGGCACCUGCCAACGUCGACGUUACGCAUUGGUCAGUGGGGUCGAACGAGUGACCUCCUCAGCGACGAACGAGCAGAGCACGCGCGCUCCCUGGCCCCUAGUCUUUUCCGAGAACACGUGCAUACGGGAUAUCAGCUCUCUGCUCAGUGGCAUCAGGGCUCGAUCCAAGCAGACGAUGUGGAUCGAGAGCGUUCCAUGGUAGCGCACCUGAGCCCAGACAUAAGUUGCGCUUUCGAUAUGCGAAUCGAGCCGCUCUUAUCGUGGGGUUCGGAUGGUGCGCGCUCGACUGGAACCUGGCUCACGCGUUUUCAAGUCUUUGAACCAGGCUGGCAGAUACUCUCUGCUUUCGCUCGAUCCACUGGUAUAUUUCGGGACUGGCAUGGUCGCGUUUUUCGCUUCGAGCGUGCACCCACGUAUAUCGAGAAGAACUGGGGCAGUGCGUUCCCAUCGCGAUGGUUCUGGCUGCAGUGUCACGUCUUUGACGUGCUCCGAGAGGACGCAUCAUCGCUGGAGCUGUCGUCCGCAGACAUCGAUGCACCGUUGACUUUGACCUGUGUGGGAGCGCGUCGAGAGCUCUGCUGGCCCCAGCGACCGAAUAAGGUUGUAGCUCGGGAAACCAUUGGUAUCAUCGCGUUCCACUGGAAGGGAUAUUUGUGGGAGUUCGCUGCUUGGAACUGCCGCCGCAUAUCCUGGAGUGUCCAGUGGGGCAACUGGCAGAUGGAAGCGCACGGCACGCGCUAUAGCGUAAAGGUCUCCGCUGAGACCGCUGAACCAGGGGCGUAUGUACUGGGUCCGACCCGUCACGGCAUGCAGUUUGUGGUAAGAGACGGUGCGCGUGGUACGCUUCGUUUGCAGCUGCGAGACGAGCAGGCAAACGUUGUGAUUUUGGACGCACUCUGUCGCAACGCUGCUGCUGUCGAGCUUGGUGGCGAGCUGGCGUCGGACCCAAAUGGAACGAGUUGGACGGCGGAGCGCGGAGCCUUUCCCCCACCGGUAAAGGCAUUGUUUCUUAUUGGCGAACGACCCGGGCGAGCCGUUCGCGUCUAG
Molecule: messenger RNA, 1704 nt
Organism: Cyanidioschyzon merolae strain 10D
Lineage: Eukaryota; Rhodophyta; Bangiophyceae; Cyanidiales; Cyanidiaceae
Exons: 1
Coding region: 1-1704 (567 amino acids)
Molecular function (GO): tocopherol cyclase activity
Source: RefSeq, a predicted model, not a curated record